Messenger RNA from Staurois parvus, 302 nucleotides. The record is from the annotation of a GenBank genome assembly. Lineage: Eukaryota; Metazoa; Chordata; Amphibia; Anura; Ranidae.
AUGCACUCUCCCAAGAAAAAAAAAAACUCUCUAGCAAUGUACAUCGAACUGAGAAUGUGCAGCUUGCCCCCAGGGCUCUGUUCUAUCAGCAGAUGGAUUGGAGGCAAUAGAAGAAGGGGAGGAUCAGAGAAGACAGAAUCAAACAUUUGUUUUACACAAUGCAAAGGAUUAACCCCUUAGGUUCCACAGUGAGUGUAACAAGCAUGCUUUACUGUGCAGGGGCGGACUGACAACUCAUGGGGUCCCCAGGCAAUAGGGGAUCAUGGGGCCCUGUGUCCUUGCCCAAACUCAAAAAAGCCUAU